AUGAAAAAUCUGAAUCCCGAAGAUAACUUUAGUAACAGUUUGGAUCGAGAAUUGCGAGCUGAACAAAAUGAUGACUUUGAACAAUAGUAUUUGGAAUUUUGUCUCAAGGAAUCUCGGCCAAGCACCGUUUUUCAAAAUGGUAUGUUCUCGUCGAGUAGAAUAGAUAAAACUCCAGAUAUCACAUAUACUCCCAAACCCGAGUAAGAUUUUCUCUAGAACGAUGCAAUUUCAUUAUCAGAGAUGCAAACUCAAUUCAAUAAAACAUCUAAGAAUACUGGAUCAAGCCUGAUGACCUUUUUUUUUAUUCGAAGGUUUUUAGAAAAAGUUGGAUAAAAAAGACGAAAACUAGAGACUUUAAAUUGCAGUAUUUUAAAUUUAAUAAGUGAUAAAGCAUCCGAAAAUUUAAAUGUGAUAGCAUAUGCCAAAUAGUUUUAGCGCAAGGAACUAUCAUUCAUAAAUGUUCAAAGAAUAUUUACUUAAUAAAUUAUUAAGCGACGAACACUUGAGGAAUUCAAGGAAUCUUUUGAGUAUACGCAAAGACAGAUUUUCAAAUUUUUGUUAUGGGUUAUCUCUUGCAUACCAUUAAUUUAACCAGAAAGCAUGUUAAAGAUGUACUGGGAUUUCUUCGUCACCUUCAUUAGAGGAAUACUGGUAUUUUUGGUACCUUUAGAAAUUUCGUUUAAUUCAAGAAUUUUGGCAUCCGAAGACAGGAUAUUUUCCACACUGAUAUUUAUCGUAUUAUAGUUGGAUUAUUUUGUUAAAAUAAAUACAAUCACAUAUAAAACGGGUAAAGCCAUAGCAGAUCGUUGGGAAAUAAUCAAGGUGUAAACAAGUAGAUCUAUUUUAAUUGAUCAAUGUCUAACCUUUAUUUUGUUAAUCAAUAUCUAUUUACCUGAAGGAGAUUAUGAUUUAAUUUUGAUUCUUCUUCUGAGUUAACUUAAGUAUGUCUAUGAAUCAUUUUUGAAAGUAGAUUAGAUCUCAUAUCUUACUCGACCUUAGAGGGGUAGAAUUGGUUUAAUAAAGUUUUUGGUGUCUUUAAUUUAUAUAGCUCAUUUAUUCAGUUGCAUAUGGUUUUGGUCUAGCAGCAUAGAUAGAGAGGAUUCGUGGAUUAUUACUAAGAGAUUAGGAGAUCUGAGAUGGUCAUCACAGUAUCUGGAAGCAUUUUAUUUUGCAAUAGUCACAAUGUUGACAAUUGGAUACGGAGAUAAUGUGCCCUAAAAUUAGAUAGAGAAAAUAGUUACAAUAAUUUUUAUUCUAUGUGCCUGUUUGUGGUUCUCUUAUAGUGUAAACUUCAUAGGUGGGAUAAUUGACGAUAUCACCUAGAACUAAGUAGAGAGAAAUAAAAAGAUGAGAGUGAUAAAUAAGUAUAUGAGGGAGCGCGAGAUUCCAUUUGCCUUAUAAUAUCAAAUCAAGGAGUACUUGACAUAUCGAUGGAAGGAAGACGACGAAGUAGAUUUGGAAAUGGAAUAGGAAUUACUGGGAUAGCUGUCAGAUGAAUUGAAGGAAGAAUUAGAUAAAUAGGCAUACAAGAUAUUCAUUUUGAAAUGUGAGUUUUUACAGAAGUAUUUCAGUGUUGAGUUUCGCAAUGCUCUCUUUAAAUCAAUUAAAAGAAAGAUUAUACAACCUUAAAACACAUUUUCAAUUGAGUUUGAUGGGGAAUAUCAUCUAUGUUAUAUUGAAUAAGGAAUAUUGCUAUAUUAACAUAGAGAUGGGAAACAGAGAUCAAAGAUCAAUUCUCAUAUCAGUCAUGGAAGAUUCAUAUGUGUCAAAGACUUUUUAUUGUAGAGUCAAGAUAGAGAACUAUUCAAAGCAGCUGGAUAUGUGAGUUUAUUGAUGCUAUCAAAAUCAGACUUCCUGGAAACAUUAAAAGAUUUCCCUGAAGAUUUCUAAAAGUACUGUUAAUUGAGAGAUCAAUUGAUUCUCAAUUUAGAUUAGGAUCUAAUUAAGGAAGGGUAAUUUUGUCCUGUCUGCAAUAAAACUGAUCAUCAAUUGGAUCAAUGUUCUUAAGUGCAAUUGAUUCCCAAUAAGGAAUUAGUGCUCAAGAGACACAUCUAUAAUUAGAAUUAAGAAAGAAUGCACCGUAAACGAAGAGUAAUUGAGAAACCAAUCAUGACAAGAGCAGAGAUGUUAUUUGUUUAAGAAUGUGCUAGAAUCUUCGCUUUAGAUAAUCCUCAACUCAUUUAAAAUUAAUAAAAAUGUCAGCAUGUAGUAGAAUAAGACCCUGAAGCCAAUGUAAUCUUUCUAGGUGGCAAUGAAGAAUAGCUGCCUUCUGUCAAAGUAUUCCACGUCUCAGAGGAAUAUCUUAUUACUUCUGGUCACCAAAGGGCAGUGAAGUAAAUUGGCCAAGAGGUGCAGUCUGAUGCAAGAAUAGAUAAGCAACAUAAACCCAGUUAUAAGUACAAUCCCAAACGAAUCUACAAAGUAGGAUCUAUUUAUGAUCACAAAUUCUUGAGGUAGAAUACCAAGAGUCCUUCUCUGUUAUCUAGUUUAAAUGAACCCUCCAUAGAAUAAUCCACUUAUGAAGCCAUAUUCAAUAAUGAGGUCGAUGCCUUUAGAAAUAGGAUUAAGAAUUUUGAAUAGAUGCAUGCUGAAAGCAUUAAAAUAGUUUAUAAUCAGAUGCUAAAAUGCAUUGAUGAUCCUGAACUCAUCAAACCAGUAAAGGAAAUCACAUAUCUCUAUAUUCAAUUAUUCAAUUAAUCUGAGACAAACCUAGAUUAAAUCUAUAACUAUGAAUACUAUUUCCCUACACACAAUAUUACUAGAAUAAUAGAAUAAAUUAAUAAAAAUAAAUCAAACUGGCAAUAAUAAAUUUUAAAUAGAUUUUAGAUGUACAUGUUUUACCCCUUUUAAUUUAUACUGAAAUUUUUGAAAUACAAGAGAAACAAGGCAUAUGUCUCCAUAAUAAACAAAUUCGAAACCAUCCAAAGAGCUAGGCACAAAAUGAUGCUUCUACGAGUGACAAAAAGUCAACUAAAGAGAAAUAAGGUUUCGCCGGAAAUUUAAGUAAAUAGAAGAAAGUAAAUAUGA
Molecule: messenger RNA, 3027 nt
Organism: Paramecium tetraurelia
Lineage: Eukaryota; Ciliophora; Oligohymenophorea; Peniculida; Parameciidae
Exons: 3
Biological process (GO): potassium ion transmembrane transport; regulation of membrane potential
Molecular function (GO): voltage-gated potassium channel activity
Source: RefSeq, a predicted model, not a curated record